AUGUGUCUGGAAUCCAUCAAUGUUGCGCCCACAAAUAUAGAUCAGCAACCAGACCACAAGGUUAGCGUGCAAGGCAGUGCAAGUAAGUUCCGUCAUUACCAGACGUUCUAUGAUAUUUAUAUGAGAGUAACCUCGUUUCUUAAGACUCUUGGAGUAGAAUUUUCCGAAGACAGAAAACGAGGUUACUCUCAUAUAAAUAUCAUAGAACGUCUGAUCACCAUGAAACGUUUGAUAUCAAACCUUGUGGUCUGGUUGCUGAUCUAUAUUUGUGGGCGCAACAUUGAUGGGUUCCAGACACAUAUUUAUCGGGCUGAAGACAUCAGCACAGGUCGUUUUGCGUACAUAAAAUAUAUCCCAAAUGUACAGUCGGAAAUAUCGUGUGGCGCGUCUUGCGCCAGAGACCCAGAUUCAUGUAAAGCCUGGUACUACAACAGACAAGACGAAACCUGCAGCAUCCGAACUGGAGAGCAUGACAACGCCAGACCCCACACGGCCAUCUUGACAAGGGGUUACCUGAGGAACGCGGGCAUCAUUGUCACGGAUUGGCCUUCAAGGUCGCCCGAUUUGAAUCUCACCAGGCACGUCUUGAAUGUGACUAACACACACCAAAGCAAAGCGGACCUGUCUCAUGAUCAGACAUCGCGGAAACAAUGGCGCUUGGUGGAUCCUAGCGCCACACUUCCAGGUCACUGCAGAGUUCCGUUCGUGAAAAAUGUGACGUCAGCACUAGAGAGAAUCACAAAGAAUGACAGAAACGUUUCGUGCGAGGCCGACUUCUGCUUCUUUGAGACGAAACACUCGGCCGAAUGCAGACGAACUGGAAAACAGACGCCAGAGUGCGGAAGAUGUGAAAGGAUAGCGUGGCGAAACAAGACUUGGAAGAUACAGGCUCGAUUCCCGGCACAACCUACUCUUGGAUGGGAGAUGGUCUGGAGAGGAAAACGGAGAACACACAGCGACUUUAUGAACAUAUAUGUUGGCAUGCCAUUGUUAAUACAUUUCAAGUUUUUACCAACUGGGAAGUGUCAGCUAUCGCUAAUGGUCAGGGAUCAAGAGAAAGAAUGGACUAGAGUCUUCGACGUAUACAACAUACGGAUAGGAGAAACAUUUGACAUUAAGAUUUCCAUGGGAGUUGAUCACUUUCAGGCUAGCUUGAAGAAUAAGAAGAAUUUUAAGAUAUAUCACGGCACGGACUUUUCGAGGGAUUACAACAAGUUUGACUACGUCGUUAUUUCCGGAGACAUUUUCACAGAGAUCCUGGAAUUUCUGUAUUAACAGAAAAGGAAUAAUAUAAC
Messenger RNA from Gigantopelta aegis, 1295 nucleotides. RefSeq lists its product as uncharacterized. The transcript has 10 exons. NCBI's taxonomy places the organism in Eukaryota, Metazoa, Mollusca, Gastropoda, Neomphalida, Peltospiridae. Bases 1 to 1275 code for a protein of 424 amino acids. Gene Ontology annotation, molecular function: nucleic acid binding. The record is from RefSeq and is a predicted model, not a curated record.